Molecule: messenger RNA, 1155 nt
Organism: Rotaria sordida
Lineage: Eukaryota; Metazoa; Rotifera; Eurotatoria; Philodinida; Philodinidae
Source: the annotation of a GenBank genome assembly
AUGAAUACAGAUGAUCUUACGGCACAACAAAUUCAAUACAAAUUAAAAUCCAAAGUUUUUGAAUUAGUUACAAACGAAAAAGAUAACAAUGCAAUAUGGAAAAAUGAUAUAUCUUUAAUUGGAAAAAAAGAUGAAAAUGAUAUAAUUCAAUUAUUGGAAGGAUGGGCAGCAUGUAAUCAGUGUUACAUGGCCUACAGAACACAUUCCAAAUCAGGUAUUGAUGGUAAACGGAAGAAUUUUGGAUUAAAUGGUAUACAUGAUCAUUUAAAACAUUGUAAAUGGAAAUCAAAAGUGAAAUCAACUGAUAACCAAGGACAAAAUAAUCAAACAACAACAUCUGUCAUUCAACCCAAAUUUGCUUUUCACAAGAAAGGAUUGCCACAAAAAUAUAAAUCAAAACUUAAAGAUGCUGAAUUAAAAUUUAUUGUUGGCGGUUCACAUUCAUUUAAUUCAUUAGAGAAUAAUGGUCUUUUGAAUUUAGUUCAAACUAGUAUUGAAAUAGGUGCUAAUAUUGGUUUAGUAGAUGUCCAUGAUAUUUUUUAUGGAAGACAAACGAUUAGAGAAGAAGCAUUAUCGAAGUUUGAACAAUAUACUGAUCAAGUACGUUCUUCGUUACAAGAACCAAUCAAGCAACAUUGUGUUGCUGCAACAGCUGAUCUUUGGACUGAUGAUUUAAUGAAAAGAACUUACUUAGAUUUUACUAUCUUCUUUGUUAAUGAUAUUUACGAAUUAAAGCAUACAUUAUUACGAUGCAAACAUUUCGAAGAAGAAAAAUCUGGAAUUAAUAUUUGUUUAUAUCAAUCAUACGAUACAUUACUGGCUUUAUUACGUCAACGUGGUGAACAACAUCGACUCUUACAUAUUAGUCCACAAUUAUUAUCUGAAAUAACUGAAAUUGCUAAAGAACUUGUUGAUAAAUAUUGGACUUCAACAACACAAUUGCAUUGGAUCGCAACUUAUCUAGAUCCAUUGUUCAAAGAUUCAUUCUUUGUUACAGAACCAUUAAUUUUAGAGAAACAAAAGAAAUUAAUCAAAGAAGGUAUUCAUAUUUUGGCUAAUGAUUACAAGAACGCUAUUUUACCAACACCAUCGCUAUCAAUAUCACACGAAACAAUUUCACCACCAACAAAAAAGAAGAAGGAAGAUCUCAUGUAA